CCAUUGCGCGCGCCUCCCGGGAGUACAGCCCAGCUCCUGGCUUUUUCAUAAACGCACGGGCAAUUGAAUACAAAAAGGGCAGGCCUCCUGCACCCUCCUUCCCACCCCCCUUCCUGCCCUGGGUGUGGAGCACCGGCCAGGUGUGGGCUUGGGUGGUUGGUUACCGCCUUUUGCACUGGCGGCAGCGAGGAGGGGGGGUGGGCGCUCUUUCUUUUUCUCUUAGAAGAAGGUUUUAGCACAGGUUUUCUCGUUCUCACUUCCACCCCGCCUCACCGCCUCCCGACCCCCCUUCUUCCCCUCCCCACCUAUCGUCAUGACGGCGUCUCCGGAUUACUUGGUGGUACUUUUUGGGAUCACUGCUGGGGCCACCGGGGCCAAGCUGGGCUCGGAUGAGAAGGAGCUGAUCCUGCUGUUAUGGAAAGUCGUGGAUCUGGCCAACAAGAAGGUGGGACAGUUGCACGAAGUGCUAGUUAGACCGGAUCAGUUGGAACUGACCGAGGAGUGCAAAGAAGAAACUAAAAUAGACGCCGAAAGCUUAUCCUCCGCGCCUCAGCUGGACCAAGCCCUCCGACAGUUUAACCAAUCAGUGAGCAAUGAACUCAAUAUCGGGGUAGGGACUUCCUUCUGUCUCUGUACUGAUGGGCAGCUUCAUGUCAGGCAAAUUCUGCAUCCUGAGGCUUCCAAGAAGAAUGUAUUACUACCUGAAUGCUUCUAUUCCUUUUUUGAUCUUCGAAAAGAAUUUAAGAAAUGUUGCCCUGGUUCACCUGAUAUUGACAAACUGGAUGUUGCAGCAAUGGCAGAGUGUUUAAACUUUGAGAAGAAUAGUUCAGUCUCCCGUUAUGGAGCCUCUCAAGUUGAAGAUAUGGGGAAUAUAAUUUUAGCAAUGAUUUCAGAGCCUUAUAAUCACAGGUUUUCAGAUCCAGAGAGAGUAAACUACAAAUUUGAAAGUGGCACUUGCAGCAAGAUGGAACUUAUUGAUGAUAACACUGUAGUCAGGGCACGAGGUUUACCAUGGCAGUCUUCGGAUCAAGAUAUUGCAAGAUUCUUCAAAGGACUCAAUAUUGCCAAGGGAGGUGCAGCACUUUGUCUGAAUGCUCAGGGUCGAAGGAAUGGAGAAGCUCUGGUUAGGUUUGUAAGUGAGGAGCACAGAGAUCUAGCACUACAGAGGCACAAACAUCACAUGGGGACCCGGUACAUUGAGGUUUACAAAGCAACAGGUGAAGAUUUUCUUAAAAUUGCUGGUGGUACAUCCAAUGAGGUAGCUCAGUUUCUUUCCAAGGAAAAUCAAGUCAUUGUCCGCAUGCGGGGGCUGCCUUUCACAGCCACAGCUGAAGAAGUGGUGACCUUCUUUGGACAGCAUUGCCCCAUCACUGGAGGGAAGGAAGGCAUCCUCUUUGUUACCUACCCAGAUGGCAGGCCAACAGGGGAUGCUUUUGUCCUCUUUGCUUGUGAGGAAUAUGCACAGAAUGCGUUGAGGAAGCAUAAGGACUUGUUGGGUAAAAGAUACAUUGAACUCUUCAGGAGCACAGCAGCCGAAGUGCAGCAGGUGCUGAAUCGGUUCUCCUCGGCCCCCCUCAUUCCACUUCCAACCCCUCCCAUUAUUCCAGUACUACCUCAGCAAUUUGUGCCCGCGACAAAUGUUAGAGACUGUGUACGUCUUCGAGGUCUUCCCUAUGUGGCCACAAUAGAGGACAUCUUGGACUUCCUGGGGGAGUUCUCCACAGAUAUUCGUACACAUGGGGUUCACAUGGUAUUGAAUCACCAGGGCCGCCCAUCAGGAGACGCCUUUAUCCAGAUGAAGUCUGCAGACAGAGCAUUUAUGGCUGCGCAGAAGUGUCAUAAAAAAACCAUGAAGGACAGAUAUGUUGAAGUCUUUCAGUGUUCAGCUGAGGAGAUGAACUUUGUGUUAAUGGGGGGCACUUUAAAUCGAAAUGGCUUAUCCCCGCCGCCAUGUAAGUUACCAUGUUUGUCUCCUCCUUCCUACACAUUCCCAGCUCCUGCAGCAGUUAUUCCCACAGAAGCUGCCAUUUAUCAGCCCUCUGUGCUUUUGAAUCCACGAGCCCUGCAGCCCUCCACAGCGUACUACCCAGCAGGAACGCAGCUCUUCAUGAACUACACGGCCUACUAUCCCAGCCCCCCAGGUUCGCCUAAUAGUCUUGGCUACUUCCCUACAGCUGCUAAUCUUAGCGGUGUCCCUCCACAGCCUGGCACGGUGGUCAGAAUGCAGGGCCUGGCCUACAAUACUGGAGUUAAGGAAAUUCUUAACUUCUUCCAAGGUUAUCAGUAUGCAACCGAGGAUGGACUUGUACACACAAAUGACCAGGCCAGGACUCUACCCAAAGAAUGGGUUUGUAUUUAAGGGUCCCAGCAGUUAGACCAUCCUCAGAAAAGAAGUGUUUGAAAGAUGUAUGGUGAUCCUGAAACCAUCAGACACAAGAAAACUUCUAGCAACUUCAGGGGAAGUUUAUCUACACUCAGGCUGCAGUAUUUUCAGCAAACAUGAUUGGACAGUGGAGCUGUGCCUUAUCUUUUGGUGGAGUGAAAAAUUUGAGCCAGUGAAGCCAAAUCCUUACAGCGAAGCAGCUCCUUGCUGAGUGCAAAUAAGCAUUUAAAAUGUGAAUUUGAAAUCAAACGUCUCUUAUUACUUUCAGCUAAAGUGGCAGCACAGGUGUUUCCUAAGUUUAAGUCUUGGAUUAAAAAAUAUUCCACUGGUUAUCUACCAUCUCCACCAUGAACCUGUUAUGGAAGCUUCAUUUCUGUAUAUCCCCCCUCCCUUUUUUUUUGCCAUCUCCCUGUUCUCUGCACAAUCAUGCCUUCUUGGCUAAGUAAUUCAAGCCCAUGGCCUUGGACACGUAAAUCACAAACUUAAGGAAUAAAAUAAAACUAAUAUUUUCCGAAUUUCUUGGCCAUCAUGAUGUCUUAUAGUUAAAAAACAAUUCACAUGAUUUUUAAAACACCUGAGGCAAGCUGGGGGGUUGUGGCUCAGUGGUAGAGAGCCCUUGCCUAGGAUGCAUAAGGCCCGGGUUCAAUCCCCAGCACCACACAAAAAAACAAACAUCUGAGGAGAAAGGUAAUACCCUCCACAACACAUGUAUAGUUGAAAGGUUUAGAUCUUUUUCUCAGCAGGUACCAGUUGUAAAUAAAAAUGAAGUAGGGGCCAAAAUGCGGAACCAAAAAUGAAGCAGCUACAUGUAGGUAGUAAUUUCUAGAUAAACCUGCAACUGAAUAUUGCGGCUUCUUAUGUAUUAUUUUAUAUUGUACUUUUUCAUUGUUGAUGGUUUGGACUUUAAUAAGAGAAACUCCAUAGUUUUUAAUAUCACAAAAAUGAGACUAUUUGAACAGUGUAUUCUAGAAAGCAAUCUACUAACUGAAGUGAAUGCUUGUACAUAUUAAUAUUGCCUUAAACCUUUUUCUCUACUGCCUUAACUAUCAAAACAAUUAAAACUUUUUAAAAGCAUAGGACUGUAGUCAGCAUGCUAGACUGAGAGGUAAACACUGAUGCAGUUAGAACAGGUACUGAUGUUGUCAGUGUUUAGCACUAUGUGUUUAGCUGUGUUUAUGCUACAAAAGUGCAAUAUUAGACGCUAGCUAGUACUGCUGCCUCAUGCAAUUCCAAAGAGGAAAAAAGGAUUUAAUUAAGUGCACAUAUUUCUUUGUUACUCAUAUUGUCCUUUGCUUGGAUGCAAUGCCAUGCAGAUUUUUGUGGCUGCUAUUUUUAUUUACUUUGCCUUACUUAGAUUAACACCUUGAAUGGAGAGCCAAAUAUUACUCUUUACCUGACCAGCAAUGGCCCUUUAACUGCAACAGGGGAGGGAGGAGAAAAACAUCCCAAAAUAUUUUUGUGUGAAAAUUGGCACUUAAGAUCAGAUAAAAAAGUUAUUUGUACUUGAUGUCUUAAUAUGCUCUCUGCCCAAAGCUCUGAAAGACUAAUGUAGUCAGAAAUACUUAUAACAAUACUACUGAGUUUUUGUAGAAUUGUUACAUUUGAUAAUAAAACUUGCCUGCUUAAUCUCAA
This is a messenger RNA of Ictidomys tridecemlineatus (thirteen-lined ground squirrel), 4015 nucleotides long. It is a transcript of the gene Esrp1, whose product is annotated as epithelial splicing regulatory protein 1. Lineage: Eukaryota; Metazoa; Chordata; Mammalia; Rodentia; Sciuridae. The record is from RefSeq and is a predicted model, not a curated record. Gene Ontology annotation, molecular function: RNA binding.